This is a messenger RNA of Prunus avium (sweet cherry), 1938 nucleotides long. Its product is annotated as Pentatricopeptide repeat (PPR) superfamily protein. Lineage: Eukaryota; Viridiplantae; Streptophyta; Magnoliopsida; Rosales; Rosaceae. Gene Ontology annotation, molecular function: protein binding. The record is from RefSeq and is a predicted model, not a curated record.
UAUUUGUUUGACAUGGCUUUUGUUGUCGUUACUCCUUCUCCCACCAUUUUCAUUCGCUUCCAAGCUGAAGGAGUUAAGAAAUUGCAGAAAUGGAAAGAGCCCCGUGAGACCUUGAUUUGAAACAAGUAGAUGAUCCACAAUAAUCUGAAUUUCGAAUUUUUCAAAAAUGGUGAGAGCCUCUGCUCUAAAACCCAGCAGCAAAUUUUUCCUGAGAAAACACAGGAAGUGGCCAGUCUCACCCCACAACACCAAAUGGCACCAAACCUUCAAUCAAAACCAGGCCUUUCAAAGCCUCAAAAAAACAUCACCGCCUCAAAACCAACCCCAACAUCUUCUCUCCACACUCAUUUACUCCUUCAACAGCUAUAACUGUGAACCAAACCCUGAAGCUUACAACUUUGUCUUCAAAACCCUGACCAAAACCUCCCAAUUCAACGACAUCGCUUCAGUUCUUGACCGCCUUGAAUUCGUCGAGAAAUUCAACACACCCGAAUAUAUUUUCGCCCAUCUCCUUAGUUUCUAUGGCCAAGCUAAGAGAACCCAGGACGCCAUUGAUCUUUUUUACAGGAUUCCAAAGUUCAGGUGCGUCCCUUCUGCUCACUCGCUCAACUCCUUGCUGUAUGUGCUUUGUGGGUCUAGGGAAGGUCUUAAAAUGGUGCCUGAGAUUUUGCUGAAGAGCCAUAUUAUGAGCAUCCGGCUCGAAGAAUCGAGUUUUCAGAUUUUAGUCAAUUCUCUGUGUGGAAUUGGGAAGGUUGGAUUUGCUAUUGAGAUAAUGAAUUGUAUGAUCAGUUAUGGGUAUGGUUUGAAUGUAAAGAUGUGCUCUUUGAUAUUGUCAUCACUCUGUGAACAAAAAGAUUCAUCAGGUUUUGAGGUGCUGGGUUUUGUAGAAGAAAUGAAGAAAAUUGGGUUUUGUCCUGGUAUGAUGGACUAUUCAAAUGUGAUUAGGUAUAUGGUGAAACAGGGAAGGGGUUUGGAUGCUUUGAAAGUUUUGGUUAAGAUGAAAGUGGAGGGAAUUAAGCCUGACAUUGUUUGCUAUACCAUGGUCUUACAUGGUGUCAUUGCAGAAGGGGAUUACGAGAAUGCCGAUGAGCUGUUUGAUGAAUUGCUUCUAUUGGGUUUGGUUCCUGAUGUUUAUACUUACAAUGUGUAUGUAAAUGGAUUGUGUAAGCAAAAUAAGGUGAAAGAUGGAUUAAAGAUGAUUUCUUCCAUGGAAGAGUUGGGGUGCAAGCCUAAUUUGAUUACUUAUAACAUUUUAUUGAAGGGUUUAUGCAAUAAUGGUGAGCUUGGUAGGGCCAGAGAGCUUGUGAGUGAGAUGACAUUAAAGGGUAUUGGGGUUAACUUGCAGACACAUAGGAUUAUGCUGGAUGGUCUGUUUGGCCAAGGAGAUAUUGAUGAAGCUUGCAUCUUUAUGGAGGAAAUGUUAGACAAGUUUCUCUGUCGUUUUUGUUCCAGCUUUGAUGAGGUAAUUUAUGGGUUGUGCCGAAAGGGUUUGGUUUGUAAAGCAAUGGACUUGCUGAAGAAAAUGGUUCACAAGAAUGUUGCGCCUGGAGCAAGGGCUUGGGAAGCACUACUUCUUAGCUCAGGAUCUGAACCUGGUUUUGCAGAGACUACUUGGACUGAUUUGGUGAACCCAAUUAAGCUGCUGAAGCAUUGACUUGCAUAUAGCAUUUGUUACAUUGUGAUGUACAGAAUCAACAGCUACAGUUGAUUGACUUUACCUACCACAAUGCAAAGCUGAAGCAUAAAUUGCUGCAUCCAUGUGCAUUAGAUUCGUUUUCGUCUAGUCUUUUGUUGAAGAGAGGCAAUUUAUUCUGACUCAGCAUACUUGUACUUGUGCCGGCCAUUUGUCCAUUUGUUCGUCCUAUUAUGUUUGGCAGAAAAUUGUAUGUACCAACCUAGAAUCUUUUGCUAUGCUGAUGCUCGUGAUCCCUUCUUGUU